UCCGCCCCAAGCAAGCAGCUCCGCGGCGAUAUGAUUCGAUCGAUCGGUACCGGCGAAGGUCCGGGGCGAACUCCAGAAUCAUUUUCAUUCGUCGUGGGAGUAAGCUGUGCUAGAUUUAGAUGCUUUUCUCCGCGACGAAGGAAAGAGGGGGAGAUGAUGCAUGCAGUAGGUAAGACCUGCAACUACGUCAUCGGGCUGACGCACCGCAUCGCUACGCCCCCAUGUAAACACAUACAAGACCUAUCCUCCCCCACCCUUCUUCCAAAAGAAACAUCAUCACAAUCACUUUCUCGAAUCCUUUUCAACCCGAACAAAAACCUUGAGAAUUUGAUAUCCGUUCCUUUUUCCAAAACAGAGGAACAACCCAGACUCGUCUACACAGCCAAUAUGUCUGACCAGAACCAGCAGCAGCAGCAGAGCAAAGGAUUCUUCGGAACCGCAGCAAGUGGCCUUGGUAAUACCCUCGGUGCCGCCUCAGACACCGUCGGCAAAGGCGUUGGAGGCGCAACAAACACGCUCGGUAACACAGUCUCUGGACUGGGUAAGGGACUUGGAGACACCGUCACUGGCGUCACUGGUGGAUUGGGAGAUACCACCAAGUCGGCUGGCGACUUCGUUACCGGAACUACUAAGGCUGGAGGCGAGAGUCUGGGCAUCAAGAAGAAUGAGCAACAGCCGUCAGGGAGCAAGUAGAUGGGAGCAUCAGCGAGGAUUCGGGAGGAAGAGAGUAUAGAGUGGAUGUAGACCGUCCUCCACAUUGCGGAUAGCAAUAAGAAGACAGCAUCUAUAGUAAUGGUGAUAGAGGCCUUUAAGCGCAGUCGUACAAGGUGAUCUGACGCUCUGUACAGUGGCAGCUGUACGAGCUUUAAAUCAUUAACACCGAGUGGUAAUAUUGUAUUGUAAUUGAUUAUAAAAGACAAAGAUCGACACCAUAACACAUU
This is a messenger RNA of Periconia digitata, 941 nucleotides long. NCBI's taxonomy places the organism in Eukaryota, Fungi, Ascomycota, Dothideomycetes, Pleosporales, Periconiaceae. The record is from the annotation of a GenBank genome assembly.